AUGAGCCCAGAGGAGGAGCCAGAGUACCAGACACCGCCCACCUGCGAUCUGCUCAGCCUUCUGCUGAAGAACAGACGUCCCACUGGAGCUGUCAACGAGGUUUGGCCCAACCUCUACAUCGGAGACGCGGCUACAGCUCAGCACAAAACACUGUUAGCAGAUCUGGGAAUAACGCACGUGGUGAAUGCUGCAGAUGGCCCCCAGCACAUUGACACUGGGCCACGUUUCUACAAAGACACUGACAUACAGUAUCAUGGUGUAGAAGCACCAGACUGUAAAGAUUUUGACUUGAGCCCAUUCUUCACUGAGACGGCUGAUUUCAUUUAUGGUGCACUGAGUCAGAGAGGUAAAGUACUCGUCCACUGCGCCAGAGGAAUCAGCCGCUCAGCGACUCUAGCACUGGCGUUCCUCAUGAUCAAAGAAAGACUUACCCUGGUCGAGGCUGUGGAGGCUGUCCGCAGGGAAAGAAACAUUCUCCCAAAUGUUGGAUUUCUGAAUCAACUCCGUCACUUGGACUCCUUCUUGGCCCUGCAAAGGAAAACAACAUCAAGGACUAUAGAGAAAUAAUGGAUUGAGCAUUUUGAUGUAUUUUUCUACCCUCUAGCCAGCCAUUGAAAAGUGAUUUACAUAAAG
Molecule: messenger RNA, 633 nt
Organism: Centropristis striata (black sea bass)
Lineage: Eukaryota; Metazoa; Chordata; Actinopteri; Perciformes; Serranidae
Product: dual specificity phosphatase 29-like
Exons: 3
Coding region: 1-567 (188 amino acids)
Biological process (GO): protein dephosphorylation; negative regulation of MAPK cascade
Cellular component (GO): cytoplasm
Molecular function (GO): protein tyrosine/serine/threonine phosphatase activity; MAP kinase phosphatase activity
Source: RefSeq, a predicted model, not a curated record